This is a messenger RNA of Pistacia vera, 569 nucleotides long. RefSeq names its product 60S ribosomal protein L38-like. Gene Ontology annotation, molecular function: structural constituent of ribosome. The transcript has 3 exons. Gene Ontology annotation, cellular component: ribosome; cytosolic large ribosomal subunit. Gene Ontology annotation, biological process: translation; protein-RNA complex assembly. NCBI's taxonomy places the organism in Eukaryota, Viridiplantae, Streptophyta, Magnoliopsida, Sapindales, Anacardiaceae. The record is from RefSeq and is a predicted model, not a curated record. Bases 97 to 306 code for a protein of 69 amino acids.
CUCACCUACCCAGCUGUAUAUAAACACUUGCAGACUUAAGCCAGCCCUCUUUCACUUAAAGUACCUCCUCUUCACUCUUCAGAAGCUUGAAACAAAAUGCCGAAGCAGAUUCACGAGAUCAAGGAUUUCCUUCUCACUGCAAGAAGGAAGGAUGCUCGUUCUGUUAAAAUCAAGAGGAGCAGGGAUGUGGUUAAGUUUAAGGUUCGCUGCUCCAAGUACCUUUACACACUCUGUGUGUUUGACUCUGAGAAAGCUGACAAGUUGAAGCAAUCUCUUCCUCCAGGUUUGAGUGUGCAGGACCUGUGAAGAAAUUGUCUGAUCUAAAGAAAGCCAACUUUAAUCAGUUGGUUUGAUCAGAAGUGGAAGAAAUUUUGUUUUGUGCAUUUUGGUUCUCUCUCUCUGUGUUUUUUUCUAGCCCCUAACAUCAAAGAGUGUCAUGAUAAAUGUUAUUGAUUUCCAUUAGUUGUGGUUCACUUUCUUUACUAUUUGCCAUGAGUUUAUUGACUGGAGUUGUAUAUCAGUUGAGUAUUUUUAAUUAUUCAAGUAAAAAAUUCCCCCCUUUCAUGUUA